AUGAUGUUGGUCGAUAGGAUGUGCGCCCUUUAUCAAAUGGCCAAGGCUCAGGAGGGUGAGUUCUCCCGUCUGCAGGCAGAGAUGGCUGAGCUGAGACAAGCGGCGGCAGCCAAGGACAAAGAGAUGCAGUGCCUGGAGAGCCAUGUUCGUGAGCUCAAGGGGGACUACGACAAGGCGAUGAAGGCGGUUGAAUCACACAGAGCCAUGAAGACCCUGUACGUAGCACUAGCACAGCAACAAAUUAAAGCAAGAAAAUUAGAAGAAGCGGCCAUGGAACUCCGCUCUUUCCUCACACUCACUCUGCUCACUUAUCUCAUCCUCCUGCUACUCAUCCCAAACACUUCUGCUUCUCCUUCGUUUCACCGCCGCAAAUCUCUCGGCCGAGUUUCUACAUCUGACGUUGAUUAUCUAGAAUUCCCCCUAAAUUUAGAGUACCUGGAAGCUGAGUUCUUCUUAUGGGGCGCUUUGGGCUACGGACUCGACAAAGUUGCUCCCAACUUAACCAUGGGAGGCCCCCCACCCAUCGGCGUGAGAAAGGCUUAUCUCGAUUCCCUUACCAAAAAUAUCAUCACCCAGUUCGCCUACCAAGAAGUUGGCCAUCUAAGGGCGAUAAAGAAUGUCGUCCGUGGAUUCCCAAGGCCAUUGUUGGAUUUAAGCGCUGGAUCCUUUGCUAAAGUGAUGGAUAAGGCGUUUGGACGCAAGUUGCUUCCACCAUUCGACCCCUACGCCAAUUCACUCAACUUCCUUCUUGCCUCCUACGUCAUUCCUUACGUUGGACUCACUGGUUAUGUCGGAGCAAAUCCUCUCCUCAGCAGUGCUACUUCCAGGAGGCUCGUUGCAGGCCUUUUGGGCGUAGAAUCAGCCCAAGAUGCCGUCAUCCGAGCAUACCUGUAUGAGCAUGCUUACGAGAAGGUGCAUCCAUACGGAAUCACGGUUGCAGAGUUCACAAUCCGGCUUUCAGUCUUAAGGAACCAACUAGGGAAAGCAGGCUGGAAGGAUGAAGGGAUCGUCGUUCCACUGGGAAAGGGUGCAGAGGGAAAAAUCUCAGGCAACGUGAUCGUGGGAGAUGACUACUCAGUUUCAUAUGACAGGACGCCGGAGGAAAUCUUGAGAAUUGUAUAUGGGGGCGCAGACGAGCGUGUCCCCGGUGGUUUCUUUCCCAGGGGAGCUGAUGGCCGGAUUGCCAAAUCUUAUUUACACAGUGCUUAG
Nelumbo nucifera (sacred lotus) is the source of this 1209-nucleotide messenger RNA. RefSeq names its product ferritin-like catalase Nec2. Lineage: Eukaryota; Viridiplantae; Streptophyta; Magnoliopsida; Proteales; Nelumbonaceae. The record is from RefSeq and is a predicted model, not a curated record.